CAGUGAACCCUAAAUCAAACGCAGCCCCCAUUUGUUCUUCUUCUUCACAAAGCCACAAACGCAUCUCCUCUCCUCUCUUCUCUGAGAACCAUAGAAGCCACCGCAGCCCCCAAUCGCGCAGCCACCACAUCCCGCCGCCACAGCAUCCCGCAGCCACCGCAGCGACGGGUUUGACCACCGCAGCCCCCACCGCAUCGUUGUCAUCGCCGAGCUCGCCUUCUCUCUGUUCGCUGGUGUCGCGUCCUCUGUCGUCGCCGUUGCUCGCCUUCCACCUCGCCGCCGUCUUGUUCCAUUGACACACGUGGGGCAAGGAUUCAUGCCUAAACCAAUAGUGUAGACGAGGUUUCUAUCAACUUUGAGAGGAACAAGAGCAGGGUAUUGAUCAGAGUUUAGGCUUCUGAGUUUUUUGUUGAGACUCUGUGCAAAAGAUGAGUCAUUUCUGGCAGGAAGUUGAAGUUGAGGAAGAGAAGGGAGUUUUUUGUUGAGACUCUGUCCAAAAGAUGAGUCAUUUCUGGCAUGAAGUUGAAGUUAAGGAAGAGAAGGGAUCAGUGUUUGAGAUGCCUUUGUAUUGGAAUAUAGCUGUGGUGGUUUUGUUGUCAACUGAGAUUAGAGCAUCCAUGAAGACCUUUUGCGGCCAUGAAGUACCUGCUUGGAAGUUGAAACAAUGUUUGGCAUGGACUAAAACAUUUGUGGUUUGUCCUUGUCCAAUUAGUAUGGAACUUAUGUGAUUCUUGCACAUAUUAGAUAUUUAAACAGCAGGAAAUCGCUCGAGCCGGUACUGAUGGGUAUAAUCAGGAGUUGCUUCUCAUUCAUAGCAGGGACAGUCUGUGGCAUUUAUGUGGCUCAAAAUUAUCAAGUUCCUAACAUCACCAAGCUAAUUGACACUACCUUGCACAAGGCAAAGCAAGUUGAGGAAACAUAUCGCAAGCCUAAGAAGAAGGGUUCUGAUGAUGAUAACUACGAUUAGUUCCCCUAUAUAGCGCUACUCCAGAAUCAGGUUCAUAUUGCUGUGAUGAUAAUCUCUUCUUUGUUUUGUUUUCCUCAAUGAUAUAUAGGGUCAAAUAAAUUUGUUAACAAAAGUAUAUGGUAUAUCGAAAUGAAUGGAAGAGUGUUAGAGGAGAUUUCUUAGCAUUUAUAAGAGCUUUUUUCACUCUUUAGUGGGAAAUGUUAUCUUUCCUUUGUCUCCCAUGUUUGGAAUCUUACAUUGAAAUUACAAAUUAAAGAAAUGUAUAAUAUACUCAUUCAUUAAUCUUGAAUAGAUUUUGGGACUGGGCAAGAAAUCUGUUUUUAAGGUCGUCAGAAUUAUGUAAUAUACCUGGAGUUUUAUGCCUAUAAAUUUUAAUGGUACUUUACCUAUUCUUGAUA
Arachis stenosperma is the source of this 1365-nucleotide messenger RNA. RefSeq lists its product as uncharacterized. The transcript is spliced from 3 exons. The coding region runs from base 782 to 967 and encodes 61 amino acids. Lineage: Eukaryota; Viridiplantae; Streptophyta; Magnoliopsida; Fabales; Fabaceae. The record is from RefSeq and is a predicted model, not a curated record.